UCAGCCAAUGCAUGUUGGGCACCCCCAGCCGAACGUAGCUUGAUGUUCGCAAUAUCCACAUUGGGUAAUCAAAUAGCUGCAGUUUUUGCUUUGUUGUUUGGAUCACAACUUUGUGCCAUAAAAUUCUUGGACGGAUGGAGAUUAAUUUUUCUUAGUUUUGGUGCCAUUGGAAUGACAAGCUUUACUUUGUGGACUAUUUUCGCUGCAAAUAGCCCUGAUGAAAGUAGAUGGAUUGGUACAAAAGAAAAAGAAAUGAUAACUGCUAGCCUAAAAACUGGGGAAUCUGAAAAAUCCAUUAGCUCUAGAAGAGUAAGAUAUGUAAAAAAAUUUCUCUAAAAAUUUAGUUAAAUACGGGAAAAGUCCCUUGGAGUAAAAUGGCUAGGAGUAUACCCUUAUGUGCUGGAAUUAUUGGGCAAUUAAACUAUUCAUUUUGUACAACGUUGUUGCAAUCUUAUUUACCUACCUAUUUGAAGGACUAUUUGAAAUUGAGUUUAAAUGAAGUGAUUAUUAUAUUGUUUAGUAGAGAUCGAGCUGGGCCUGAACCAAGGCCUGGGUUUUUCCUGUACACG
Messenger RNA from Meloidogyne enterolobii, 569 nucleotides. Lineage: Eukaryota; Metazoa; Nematoda; Chromadorea; Rhabditida; Meloidogynidae. The record is from the annotation of a GenBank genome assembly.